This is a messenger RNA of Cyphomyrmex costatus, 816 nucleotides long. RefSeq lists its product as uncharacterized. NCBI's taxonomy places the organism in Eukaryota, Metazoa, Arthropoda, Insecta, Hymenoptera, Formicidae. The coding region runs from base 1 to 816 and encodes 271 amino acids. Gene Ontology annotation, molecular function: nucleic acid binding. Gene Ontology annotation, biological process: DNA integration. The transcript has a single exon. The record is from RefSeq and is a predicted model, not a curated record.
AUGUCCGUGAAAGCCAUACACCUCGAACUUGUGAGUGACCUGUCAUCCGACGGUUUUCUCGCCGCGUUACGUAGAUUCGUUUCGAGACGCGGAAUACCAGAGCACAUUUACUCCGAUAACGGAACAAAUUUCGUAGGCGCGAAUAAUCAGCUCAAAGAAAUGUAUUUACUAUUUAACUCCGAGCAACAUAAGAAUCUCGUAAGCCAAUUUUCCAUUGAUCACCGCAUUAUUUGGCAUUUUAUACCACCUAUUGCUCCUCAUUUCGGUGGGUUAUGGGAGUCAUCGGUAAAACUCUUCAAGCAUCACUUUAAACGGGUGGUGGGAGAUUCGUUAUUUACAUUUGAAGAGUUGAAUACGUUCGUAGCCGAAGUCGAGGGUAUUCUCAAUUCUAGGCCGAUUGCAUCUCUCUCAUCCGAUCCGAACGACUUGCUGGCCUUAUCGCCCGCUCAUUAUCUUAUUGGGAAACCGCUAAACGCCCUCCCUGAGGGAGAUCUGUCGUCUGUUCCAGCCAAUCGAUUGUCUACUUGGCAGCACAUCACCAAGGUGAGACAAGACUUUUGGGCACGCUGGAACUUGGAGUAUUUAAACGAACUCCAAAUGCGCAAAAAAUGGACCAAGGAUGGAGUGGAGCUCAAAGUCGGAGCAGUCGUGCUCAUUAAAGACAAAAACCUACCUUGUGCGCAAUGGGCACUAGGCAGGAUAGCGGCACUGCAUCCAGGCGAAGACGGAGUCUCUCGAGUCGCUACCAUCAAAACGACGAAUGGAGACAUAAAGAGAGCGACGAAACUUCUCUGCCCUUUGCCAGUGGAGAAGUAG